AGAAAUCGAAGGAUGGAGUGUCCAUGUUGGUUGUCGGUGCUGCUGGUGGUGUUCUUGUCCAUCCCGGCGUUCGGGUCCGAGUGCUCCAUCUGCCAAAAGAUCAACAAAGGGAGGCGAUUGGUCUGCCUGCAACUCUGCAAAUCAGCGAGCCAGACGGAGCGUCCCGCUCUCGGCGCGGUGGCCCUUAACACCAGCGAGGAAAACAAAGUCAACACGUCAGAGUCGAUCGUCAGAGCGAAAGCCGACAAGCGGCGCUCCUACCCGAUGGAGCACUUCCGCUGGAGCAAACCCCACAGGAACAAGACACAGGAACGCAGACCGGGGUCUCGCAACGCCAAAAGGGGCUACUCCAUCGAGCACUUCCGCUGGGGUAAACCCCACCGGACCGUGACACCCAAGCUGGGACACAGAGGCUCCAAGAGAAGCCCCUACGUGAUCGAGCACUUCCGAUGGAACAAACCCGUCGCCCGUAAACACAAACCGGUCAAGAUCUUUACCUUCCUGACGGACAUCGGCGGUUCACCGCAGGCUGUUCUCCACCCUCAGGCUCGCAGUCAUCUGAACAGCAAGGAGGACCGUAGUCAGAUGCCGGCGAGGCCCCAGGGGAGAAAGACCCGCUUACAAAGGGGGAGUCCGGAGAAUGCCGACAUGGAGAAGACGGAUGUCAAUAACGCUCAGGGAGUGCUGGCCGACAUGUUCAGGGACAUUCUACUGAAGGAUGUAGAGAGGAUAGUGGGCUGAGUUUGAGCAGGCUUGGCUUUUGCAUGUUGCUAUCAAUACCUACCAGUUUUUUUUUUUGUAAGCGUGUUUCAGAACAGUUUAGCUGAAGUAACAUCCGAGUGCUUUUGUUAUUCCUUGUUGCAAAUGCCUUGAAUGUAAUCGUUAAAGCCGUGGGCGUCAAAUUCGAAGCCCGCAGUCAAAUUUCCUUGUAGUUGCAGAAUAACACCAGUUGGUGGAGGUGAUGCGCCAUUAACCUGAUCUGCCAACCGCCAAUAAACACCGCAGAAGAAAAAAAAGGACGGAUAAUACUUUAGGUACAGUCGUGCUUUGUUUUGUGCUCACAUUAUUUGUGUUUGCAGUUUGUGAGGUGAUUAAAUGCUUUUAACUGCCUGCGGUCUUUUAGGCAGUACAAGUUGAGUGGAUUUUAUUUUUUUUGCGGGGCUGGGGGGGGGGGCGUAAGUUUGACACUGAAACACCGCACAUUAAAUGUCUUUUCGCAUCCUGA
Messenger RNA from Hippocampus zosterae (dwarf seahorse), 1225 nucleotides. Its product is annotated as pro-opiomelanocortin-like. The coding region runs from base 13 to 741 and encodes 242 amino acids. The record is from RefSeq and is a predicted model, not a curated record. Lineage: Eukaryota; Metazoa; Chordata; Actinopteri; Syngnathiformes; Syngnathidae. The transcript has 2 exons.